Sardina pilchardus (European sardine) is the source of this 1799-nucleotide messenger RNA. Its product is annotated as E3 ubiquitin-protein ligase TRIM35-like. Gene Ontology annotation, molecular function: protein binding; ubiquitin protein ligase activity; zinc ion binding. Gene Ontology annotation, biological process: protein ubiquitination. Bases 10 to 1395 code for a protein of 461 amino acids. Gene Ontology annotation, cellular component: cytoplasm. The transcript has 6 exons. Lineage: Eukaryota; Metazoa; Chordata; Actinopteri; Clupeiformes; Clupeidae. The record is from RefSeq and is a predicted model, not a curated record.
CUGGGCAAAAUGGCAUCCAAGUCUUUCUCAGAAGAGGAUUUUUCCUGCCCUGUGUGCCAUGACAUAUACAAGGAUCCUGUUAUCCUGACAUGUAGUCACAGUGUGUGUAGCAUCUGUCUGCAGCGGUUCUGGGAAACUAAAGAGUCUAGGGAAUGUCCUGUGUGUAGAAGGAGGAACUCUAUGGGACUUUGUCCUCCAAAUCUGGCUUUAAAGGACCUGUGUGAGAUAUUUUUAAAACGGCAAAGGGGGUCUGAAGUUAUCUGCAGUCUACACUGUGAACAGCUCAAGCUUUUCUGUCUAGAGGAUAAGGAGCCGGUGUGUAUGGUCUGCCAGACCUCAAAAAUACAUCAAACUCACAACUUAAGCCCAAUUGAUGAAGCAGCACAGGAACAUAAGGCGGAAAUCCGGAUCAAAUUGAAACAACUGGAGAAAAAAUGUAAGGACUUUAAGGAAAAUAAACUGCUUUGGAAUAAAAUCACAGAGUACAUAAAGGUCCAGGCCCAACACACAGAGAGGCAGAUCAAGCAGGAGUUUGAAAUGCUGCACCAGUUUCUACGAGAUGAAGAGGCAGCCAGGAUAGCUGUACUGAGGAAGGAAGAGGAGCGGAGGAGUCAUAUGAUGAAGGAGAAGAUUGAGAAAAUAACCAGAGAGAUCUCAUCUCUUACAGACACAGUCAGAGCCAUAGAGAAGGAUAUGGAAGCUGAUGACAUCACAUUCUUGCAUAACUACAGGAGCACAGUGGAAAGAGUCCAGUGCACACAUUCGGAUCCAGAGAGGGUUUCAGGAGGUCUAAUCGAUGUGGCAAAGCACCUGGGCAACCUGAAGUUCAGAGUCUGGGAGAAGAUGCAGGACAUUGUUCAGUAUUGUCCUGUGACCCUGGACCCCAACACUGCAAACCCAGGACUACUCUUGUCUGAGGAUCUGACAUGUUUGACUGCUACUGGUGAGAUGCAACAGCUUCCUGAUAAUCCAGAGAGAUUCGAUCUCCUCAGUGUCCUGGGCUCUGAGGGCUUUAACUCAGGGACUCACUGCUGGGAUGUGGAGGUUGGAGGCAGUGAUAACUGGGCCCUGGGUGUGAUGGCAGAGUCUGGCCAGAGGAAGGGAGACCUGUCAGACAGCAGUGGAGUCUGGCGUGUGAGAUGCAUUAAAGGAAAAUAUGUGGCAUUCUCUCCAUCUCAGCCAGAUACUCUUAUCAGAUUAAACCCGAAACCCCAGAGGAUCAGAGUGCAGCUGGACUGGGACAGAGGAAAGCUCUCGUUUUUUGACCCAUAUAAUAACACUCACAUACACACUAUCACACAUAUUUUUACUGAAAGAAUCUUCCCAUACUUUUUCACUCUCUCUUCUCUGAGGAUAUUAUCGUGGGUGCAGUGUCCCAUGAAGUGUGUCCUUUGAUGACAUACAUGUCAGUGUCUUUCAUCUGAAUUUGUGGAGUUUAUGAUAUUGUAAUGAAGGUUUAAGCUGCCCCCCACCCCCUUGAGCAAUCUUCAACAAUACUUGUGAUGGCAUAUCACAUUUAUUUUGAUUGUCAUAUAGUUGUUGUCAAAGUUUUUAUUUUUUUAUUUUUUUUUAAAUUCUUUUUUCCCGUCAUUUUUCGUCAACGAUUCCCGGGACACCGCAACACCGGAGCGCAUGAAACUUGGUGGGCAUGUAGCCCCAAGAGACUUCUAUGGAAAAUGUUCGUCCCCGGGGGUCACUCCACCCCCGCGCUGCCCCCGCCCGAAGCCCAAAAAUGACAGUUUUUCCUAUAUAACUACCUGAACCGUGGCACCGAGGAUGACAAAAUGUUUAUGGUAUGU